AUGAGGCAUUCCCGGGCACAGCACCAGUCCCACAGCUUCCCAAACUCUGAUGAUACGAUACAGGCCGACUCCCAGGUCACAGACGAAGUGUUCCUCAAUAAUGUCAAGCGGCCGAGAAACGCUGUGCUGGAACAGGGAAUGAACAGACUGCAGGACCUUGAAGGCGAUACAACUGCUUUGGCACCGGAACAUAUCUUCAGACCAUGGAGACAAAUCGUCGUCGGCCGCGGGAGCAAAAUCAGAGAGCUGGGCGGUGGUUCGUCAAUUGGGCUUCGGACUGAGGUAUCGAGCGAGAAGACUCCGUCAACCGGCAACCAGGAUAUCUCAACAUCGACGUUCAGCAACGAUUCCGUACGGUUCGGGCGCAGAGCUUCGCGACUAUUCAACGAGAGCGAUCCAGAUGCAACUUCACGAAAUUCGUACAGUCGGAUAUAG
Messenger RNA from Colletotrichum spaethianum, 435 nucleotides. RefSeq lists its product as uncharacterized. Bases 1 to 435 code for a protein of 144 amino acids. NCBI's taxonomy places the organism in Eukaryota, Fungi, Ascomycota, Sordariomycetes, Glomerellales, Glomerellaceae. The record is from RefSeq and is a predicted model, not a curated record. The transcript has a single exon.